Molecule: messenger RNA, 1634 nt
Organism: Setaria italica (foxtail millet)
Lineage: Eukaryota; Viridiplantae; Streptophyta; Magnoliopsida; Poales; Poaceae
Product: 4-hydroxyphenylpyruvate dioxygenase
Exons: 2
Coding region: 70-1395 (441 amino acids)
Biological process (GO): L-tyrosine catabolic process
Molecular function (GO): 4-hydroxyphenylpyruvate dioxygenase activity
Source: RefSeq, a predicted model, not a curated record
CAAGCCAAGCGCAACUGCUGCAAGCAGACGACGCCACCACGCCCCCACACCCUCCGAGAGCCACGCGCCAUGCCCCCGACCCCGACCCCCGCCGCCGCCGCACCGGGCGCCGCCGCGGCGCCGGCAGCGGGGGAUCAGGCGGCGUUCCGCCUCGUCGGCCACCGCGGCUUCGUCCGCGUCAACCCGCGCUCCGACCGCUUCCACACGCUGUCGUUCCACCACGUCGAGCUCUGGUGCGCCGACGCCACGUCCGCCGCCGGCCGCUUCUCCUUCGGGCUCGGCGCGCCGCUCGCCGCGCGGUCCGACCUCUCCACGGGGAACUCCGCGCACGCCUCGCUCCUGCUCCGCUCGGGCUCCCUCGCGUUCCUCUUCACCGCGCCAUACGCGCACGGCGUCGACGCCGCAACCGCAUCCCUGCCGUCCUUUUCCGCGCCCGCCGCGCGGAGCUUCGCGGCCGACCACGGCCUCGCGGUGCGCGCCAUCGGGCUCCGCGUCGCCGACGCCGAGGACGCCUUCCGCGCCAGCGUCGCCGCCGGCGCGCGCCCCGCGUUCAAGCCCGUCGAGCUCGGCCUCGGGUUCCGCCUCGCCGAGGUCGAGCUCUACGGCGACGUCGUCCUCCGCUACGUGAGCUACCCGGACGCCGAGGACGCGCCCUUCCUGCCGGGCUUCGAGAACGUGAACAACCCCGGGGCGCUGAACUACGGGCUCAGGAGGUUCGACCACAUCGUCGGCAACGUCCCGGAGCUGGCGCCGGUGGCCGCGUACGUCGCCGGGUUCACGGGGUUCCACGAAUUCGCCGAGUUCACGGCGGAGGACGUGGGCACGGCGGAGAGCGGGCUCAAUUCGAUGGUGCUCGCCAACAACUCCGAGACCGUGCUGAUCCCGCUCAACGAGCCCGUCCACGGCACCAAGCGCCGCAGCCAGAUACAGACGUUCCUGGACCACAACGGCGGCCCCGGCGUGCAGCACAUCGCGCUGGCCAGCGACGACGUGCUCAGGACGCUGCGGGAGAUGCAAGCACGCUCAGCCAUGGGCGGAUUCGAGUUCAUGGCGGCUCCACCGCCCGACUAUUACGAAGGUGUGAGGCGGCGCGCCGGGGACGUGCUCUCGGAGGCUCAGAUUAAGGAGUGCCAGGAACUGGGGGUGCUGGUGGACAGGGAUGACCAGGGGGUGUUGCUCCAAAUCUUCACCAAGCCAGUGGGGGACAGGCAAACAUUGUUCUUGGAGAUAAUACAAAGGAUUGGGUGCAUGGAGAAGGACGAGCAGGGGCAGGAAUACCAGAAGGGUGGUUGUGGCGGUUUUGGAAAGGGAAACUUCUCGCAGCUGUUCAAAUCCAUUGAGGACUAUGAGAAGUCCCUUGAAUCAAAGCAAGCUGCUGCGGUUCAGGGAUCCUAAAUUAGGAGCUAGAAGAAGUGCAACAGUUGUAGUGCUUUGUGUUAUGGAGCAAAACAAAAGACGUUGCCAGAAAUGGAUGUUGUAAUUGUUGAAUAUAUGAAGAAAGAUCCUACAGUAAGUGUAAAAGGUGGAAGAGAGGGCAAACACCAUAAUAUUGAUAAUGCAUUGUUUAGCGACUUUGUUGUACUACAAGUUUGCAUGAAAAUAAAAUGAGCCAUGAGGAAUGAUGAUUCUGUGCC